Molecule: messenger RNA, 1724 nt
Organism: Carassius auratus (goldfish)
Lineage: Eukaryota; Metazoa; Chordata; Actinopteri; Cypriniformes; Cyprinidae
Gene: wasf3a
Product: WASP family member 3a
Exons: 9
Coding region: 113-1552 (479 amino acids)
Biological process (GO): positive regulation of Arp2/3 complex-mediated actin nucleation; actin cytoskeleton organization
Cellular component (GO): cytoskeleton; SCAR complex
Molecular function (GO): actin binding; Arp2/3 complex binding; protein kinase A regulatory subunit binding
Source: RefSeq, a predicted model, not a curated record
AUACUGUGCUCUGAUGUCAGCAAAACAGACGGACCGUUUCAUCUAUCAUUAUAUCUGCAUUCAAGCCACGUUUGUUGCUGGUUCGUUUGUAUAGAUGUGUUGAGGUGAAGUCAUGCCACUGGUGAAGAGAAACAUCGAGCCCAGGCACCUGUGUAGAGGAGCUUUACCUGAGACCAUCAGCAAUGAGCUGGAGUGUGUGACCAACAACACUCUCUCUGCCAUCAUACGCCAACUUAGCAGCCUCAGUAAACAUGCAGAAGAUGUGUUUGGUGAGCUCUUUAAUGAAGCCAAUACAUUCUACCUUCGUGCCAAUUCUCUACAGGACCGUAUAGAUCGUCUUGCAGUCAAGGUCACUCAGUUGGACUCUAGUGUGGAGGAAGUUUCACUCCAGGAUAUUAAUAUGCGUAAAGCCUUUAAAAGCUCUACUGUUCAAGACCAGCAGGUGGUGACAAAGAGCAGCAUUCCAAACCCGAUCACAGAGAUGUACAACACCAGUGACAAACCACCACCUCUGAACAUACUCUCUGCUUACAGGGAUGACCAUAUUGAUGGAAUUAAGUUCUACACAGACCCCUCAUAUUUCUUUGAUUUGUGGAAGGAAAAAAUGCUUCAAGACACAGAGGACAAGAGAAAAGAGAAGAGAAAACAUAGGGAGCAGAAGCAGUCUGUUGAUGGUACAUUGCCCCGUGAGGUGAAAAAGGUUCGUAAGGCUCAUAACCGCAGACAAGAAUGGAACAUGAUGGCUUUUGAUAAGGAGCUGCGACCGGACCAUCGUCAUUAUCAUUCACUUCACAGAGGAGUAUCGUCUGAGGGCUCUCUGUCUCCAGACGGCAGAUCACAUGCAAACAACUACCCAGUCCAAGCAUGUCACGCUCAAGCACGGGCCAGCCAUGCUCAUGCACAGCCGCAUCCCUUCAUGACUGUGGAGACAGCAUCAUCUAGUGCAAAUGGAGGGGUAGAGCAUGAGUAUCACAGCAUCGGAGGGCCUGUGGGUACUGAUGUAGGUUACAGAGUGGGUGUACUCGCUCGAACACAUCCAACUCCUCCACAGUACCCACCCCCUGACACUGGAGUCAAUGGAGCCAUCACGCUUCCUCCAGCAGACUAUGGUAUGAUGGAGUAUUAUGCCACCUCAGGCCCGCCGCCCCCUCCAGUGGGUCCCAUCAUUCCAUCUGCACAGACGGCAUUUGCCUCAGCUCCAGCUACUCCUCAUCCUGGACCGAUCACGUCAGCCUUACAGUAUCCUCUUCCACCUGUGCCACCUCUUGAAGGUCCACCUCCUCCUCCAGCACCUCCUGUACCUCCUCAUCCUGUAGCACUUAGAGAGGGACAGAGACUAACUCUGCAGCCUGUCACAGACGCUCGCAGUGACCUGCUCUCAGCAAUACGCAUGGGUAUUCAACUAAAGAAAGUACAGGAGCAACAAGAGCAGCAAGCUAAAAGAGAGCCGGUGGGGAACGAUGUGGCUACUAUACUCUCUCGCCGCAUUGCAGUGGAGUAUAGCGACUCAGAAGAUGACUCAGAACUCGAUGAGAAUGAAUGGUCUGACUGAUUAUAGUCAACCACACACACAAGAGUAGAAAGAGACCUUCCUCUUAAGUAUGGAAGUACAUUCAUCUUCAGAUACCUACAUAUAGUUGAUCCUUGAGAAUGAUGUCAAUUUCUCAAAAUAUGUUUAGGUAAUAUAAAUCUUAAGAAACUAAAGCAGACUCUUAUGCACUCAA